Messenger RNA from Fundulus heteroclitus (mummichog), 1433 nucleotides. It is a transcript of the gene gapdh, whose product is annotated as glyceraldehyde-3-phosphate dehydrogenase. Bases 111 to 1112 code for a protein of 333 amino acids. Lineage: Eukaryota; Metazoa; Chordata; Actinopteri; Cyprinodontiformes; Fundulidae. The record is from RefSeq and is a predicted model, not a curated record. Gene Ontology annotation, biological process: glucose metabolic process. Gene Ontology annotation, molecular function: NADP binding; NAD binding; oxidoreductase activity, acting on the aldehyde or oxo group of donors, NAD or NADP as acceptor. The transcript has 12 exons.
GUCAAUCAUAAAACUCACAGCUACACUUUGCUCUUCCCCACUCACACCCGGAGUCGCAGGACAGACCGAGUCAUCUCACAAACGAGGACUAGACUACCCCCCCAGGCAAAAUGGUGAAAGUUGGAAUCAAUGGAUUUGGCCGCAUUGGUCGUCUGGUGACCCGUGCUGGUUUCACCACCAAGAAGGUGGAGAUCGUGGCCAUCAAUGACCCGUUCAUCGACCUGGAGUACAUGGUUUACAUGUUCAAGUAUGACUCCACUCACGGCCGCUACCACGGCGAGGUCAAGGCCGAGGGAGACAAGCUGGUCAUCGAUGGACACAAAAUCACCGUCUUCCAUGAGAGAGACCCAGCUAACAUCAAAUGGGGUGAGGCUGGUGCCGAGUACGUUGUGGAGUCAACCGGUGUGUUCACCACCAUUGAGAAGGCUUCAACUCACUUGAAGGGUGGUGCCAAGAGGGUAAUCAUCUCCGCCCCCAGCGCUGAUGCCCCCAUGUUUGUCAUGGGCGUCAACCACGACAAGUACGACAAUUCCCUCAAGGUUGUCAGCAAUGCCUCUUGCACAACCAAUUGCCUGGCACCCCUGGCCAAAGUCAUCAACGACAACUUCGGCAUCAUUGAGGGCCUGAUGAGCACAGUCCACGCCAUCACUGCCACCCAGAAGACGGUGGACGGCCCCUCCGGCAAGCUGUGGAGGGACGGCCGCGGUGCAAGCCAGAACAUCAUCCCCGCCUCCACCGGUGCAGCCAAGGCUGUUGGCAAGGUCAUCCCUGAGCUCAACGGCAAACUGACUGGCAUGGCCUUCCGCGUCCCCACCCCCAACGUCUCAGUGGUUGACCUGACCGUCCGUCUGGAGAAACCAGCCAAAUACGAUGACAUUAAGAAGGUUGUGAAGGCUGCAGCUGAGGGUCCCAUGAAGGGUGUCCUGGGAUACACUGAGCACCAGGUCGUCUCCACAGACUUCAACGGUGACAGUCACUCCUCCAUCUUUGAUGCUGGUGCCGGCAUCGCCCUCAAUGACCACUUUGUCAAGCUCGUUUCAUGGUACGACAACGAGUACGGCUACAGCAACCGCGUCUGCGACCUCAUGGCCCACAUGGCUACCAAGGAGUAAACCAACCAACCAGCUGGCUGAACGUCACAGAGUGUCCCUCAUUCUCAUUUUAUACAGAGUUAUAAAUGUACGAUAAGCUGUAUGAUCCGACUCUGCCUAGUUCCAUCAGAUGGUUGACUCCGCCCCCUUUCACCACACGCCUGAGGAAACGUCCCACAUGACAAAUGAGUUAAUCUGUUGACCAAUUCUUUUUUUUUUUUUUUUAUUUGGUAAACUCCCUGUUCUGUUCUUGUGUGGAUGGAGUGACGGUGUGAAAGUUUUCCUGUCUGCAGGACUCUAGUGCUGCAGUCAGUGGUGGAAUAAAGUCCUUUGUUUGUGAGA